Aspergillus niger is the source of this 1572-nucleotide messenger RNA. RefSeq lists its product as uncharacterized. Gene Ontology annotation, biological process: amino acid transmembrane transport. Gene Ontology annotation, cellular component: membrane. Gene Ontology annotation, molecular function: L-amino acid transmembrane transporter activity. The record is from RefSeq and is a predicted model, not a curated record. The transcript has 4 exons. Lineage: Eukaryota; Fungi; Ascomycota; Eurotiomycetes; Eurotiales; Aspergillaceae. Bases 1 to 1572 code for a protein of 523 amino acids.
AUGUCUCCCCACGAUCGGUCGGAGGAGGAGGGUGUUCGCCGCCCACUCCUGGCCGAUUCCAGAGGGACCGAUGGGACCGAACCCGGGGCGGAGUCUACUUCCGCAUUGGGCCCCAAGUUCACCCGCAACCUCGGAGCCAUCGAGGCAUUCGGCAUCGUCAUCAGCAUCGUGAUCGGUAGUGGUAUCUUCACUUCACCCGGUUCUAUCGACACAAAUGUUCCAUCCCCUGGAGUCGCGCUUAUCGUGUGGCUGGUCGGAGGCAUUCUGGCCUGGACCGGUGCCAGCACCAUGGCCGAGCUCGGCACUGCUAUUCCGGGAGAAGGAGGCGUGCAGCCAUAUCUUCGGUACAUCUAUGGGGACGUUUUUGGCUUUCUUGCUGCUUGGACUUGGAUCAUCGCCGUGAUGCCUGCAACGCUGGCCAUUUUGAGCAUCGUGUUCAUUGAAAGCAUCUUCUCCGCGGCUGGCGUCACCGACCAGGCUGGAAGCCUUUCGCAUAAGCUGCUCUCCAUUCUUGUAUUGUUGGUGAUCGGAGUGGCCAACUCCAUCAGUACCAAGGUCAGCACCCGAUUGAAUGGAUUCUCCGUCACGACCAAAUUCAUCGCCAUCGCCGCAAUUGUGGUGGCCGGCCUAGUCGUCGUCAUCCUGCAAGUUUCGGGAAUCAACCGCGAUGCUGGGUCCAAUGACUGGCUCAAGCACUCUUGGUUUGGAUCUAGGAACACUUGGACUCCAGACGGUCGGGAGAUCGACUGGAGCUCCAUGCACGGAUGGGAAUCGCUGGGUUACUAUUCAACCGCGCUCUACGGUGCUCUCUGGGCCUAUUCGGGUUGGGAUAAGGCUAUCUACGUCAGUGCAGAGCUCUCUGCUCCUGCCCGUCAGCUCCCACUGGCCAUCAACACUGCCAUUCCCAUCAUCAUUCUUUGUUUCCUUGCCGCUAAUGCCGCGUACUACAUCCUUCUUCCAUGGAAGAUCGUUUCGACCACUGAUAGCGUGGCCGUCACCGCAAUAACCCAUCUUCUAGGACCAGCAUGCGGUAUCCUUGCUGCCAUAGUGAUCUGCCUCGUGGUUGCCGGCUCCCUGCUCGGAAACUCCUUUGUGGCCGGUCGCAUGAUUGUCGCCGCAUCAAAGCUGGAUUGGUUUCCGCGGUUCCUGGGCGUGCUUGGACAUGUGGGAAUGCCUCCUGACCCGGAGCCUCCUUCUCAGUCGACCCCGCGAUCGGAUGCGCCCAUAAAUGCCACGAUCAUGGCCACUCUGCUACCAAUCCUGUACCUGCUGUUCGGAAAUUUUCGCGCUCUACUCACCUUCAAUGGUCUGGGGGAAUACUCGUUCUUCUUCUUGACGGUCUUGGGUGCCAUUCUUCUGCGAUUCCGGCAGCCUGAUCUCCAUCGGCCGUACAAACCUUUCAUUGCAAUUCCGCUGAUAUUUGCCCUUGUCAGUGGCUUUGUGGUGGUAAGGGGAGCUGUCUUUGCGCCUCUGCAAGCUGUGAUUCUGAUUUCGGUCUGGAUCAUCGGCAUGGGGUUCUAUUACCUCCGGGCUUACCUUCGGAGGGAAAGGGUGACUAGAAGAAGCGAAUAG